This is a messenger RNA of Paramuricea clavata, 1413 nucleotides long. NCBI's taxonomy places the organism in Eukaryota, Metazoa, Cnidaria, Anthozoa, Malacalcyonacea, Plexauridae. The record is from the annotation of a GenBank genome assembly.
AUGGCAUAUUCUACGUGUGACACAAAUGCUCUUCGAGAUGCCAUAUUGCGAAUGUGGACACCAGCAGUUGGCGCAAAGUCAUUAUAUGAAGUAACUGUACGUAAUCAACAAAAAAUCAAUGCUUCAUUCGGGCAUGGUAAUUUUUAUGGUCGACUAAUGGCGUCACGCAACAUUCCAAUGCGCCCAUUCUUCCCAAACGUGCAGGAUUAUUCCGACAACCAACCACCGUUCGAGAUUGCAGAAGAGAUACUCUCAGGCAGUUGGAGUGAAGGGUUGUUCUUGUACGGUCACUCAAAAAUAAAAAUUCCCGAUGUGGAUUAUAUGUUGGUUCUAAAAAAUAUUUCAUUUUCCAAAGAAGAUCAACUUUCCGGUAACUUGACAUUAAAGGAAGACACGCCAUUUGUUUACGCUUACAUAACAGAUGAAGACUCCGUGAAAAUGUGGAAUGAGUUUUUGGCAGACCGAAAGGAUGUAGCAGGAAAGCGAUUAUCUUCGAGGAAACUAAAACAAAAGCUACACCAGAACUACCAGAAAUUGCCUUUAAUUUCGCAGAGUGAUAAUUCUAAUGAUGUUGACGAUGGGGCGGCCAUGUAUAUCAAUAGAGUUGACUAUGCCACGCCUUCAUUAAAGGCGGCUAGCAAAGUGCUUACCAACCAAUUCGGGCGAAAUUUUGGUAAUAUAAUAGAUUUUGCAAGAGAACUUCAGAAUGAGAUCUUCACAGGUUCGGAUAUUGUGCUAGCCAUAUCGUGCGAAGGUUGGCCGUGUUGUGCAAUAGAAUGGAUAAAUCGGGAUCGGAUAUGGCCACAUCGUCAUGUGGUGCAGAAAAUUACGGAAGAUGGUUUCCACAUUGUUCCCAAGAGGUUGACAGAAGGAGAUUUCCGCUUGUCGUUCUCGUGCGCUGAAACUAAACUGAUUGAAAAUCUGACUGAGCUACAGCAUAAAGUACUUCGCUCUUUCAAAGCUGCAGUUAAAUACUAUCAGGACACUUGGAGUCCAAAUAUCAAGGAAAUUAUCACAACAUAUCAUCUAAAAACAAUCGCAUUUUGGCAUUUUGAAAAAAUUACACAAGGCUCCAUCACUAAGGAGACAGUGGUCACGCAUCUCAUUUUAUUGCUUCAAGAGCUGGCACACGCUUUGAGAAUACGAGAACUUCCCAUGUAUUUUAUGCCCAAGGUGAACCUGUUUGAAAAUGUUGAAAAUUCUGAGGAGACGAUUAAAAUAGCGGAAAAGAUCGACCAAUUAGCCGUGGAAUGUCCUUUUCUAAUAAUAGCUUUAGAGAACAUCACGUGCUGUUUUAGACAACCUCUUGGGCUUGCAAGUUUCAAAAUGGGAGAAUUUACUGACUUUUCGUCUAGGCUACAAAAGACAGGAAAAUCAAGUGGAGUACAAAAUCCUUCAGAAGGAAUGAUGUAA